CAACGGGCCACCGGCUCAUCGCUUACUAGUAUGUUUGUAUUAUCCUUAGGCAAGUUUAAAACGGUCUUUUUAACUGGAACUUCAUCUUCCGUGUCGGGCGAUACACGAGCUCUGUAUAAACUCCAACGUUCGAUGCUGUGAAGUUUGUUUUGUUUUUACCAUGGUCAAAGCGCUGACAGCGAAGGAUCCUCAUAUUAUCACCACGUAACGUUUCAUCUGCAUCUUUCAUUUCGGUUAGCUUUGCGUGGGAAACUCUAGCUAGCUGAACUCAUUUAAUCAAGUAAAAUGAUAUAGAAGAACCAUUUUUCGUCGCAAGUAAACUCCGCAAAUGUGUUGGUGCUGAAAAGUCGGGUUUCUAAGCUAACCGGCUUCUGACAGCUUUUCCAUUCAGUGCCGGCUGAAGAGGAGGGCAAUGUGACGUGGUAGUCGGGCUCGAGAUACUGUGUAACAGCUGCCUCCAGGUGCUCUCUGACAGCGUGGACACUUAGGAUACACCAGCAGGGUUCGUUGAUGCCUCCUUUGCUCAGCGAUGUAAUCUGCCAGUGCCGAUCGGGCGAGAUCCACCCAGGGAUCGACCCGGGCGGACGCGCGGAAGGAGAACCCUCCUCAGCUCCCCCAUCUAAAGCAGUCCCCCGACAGCCCGUCGACGGGGACUGCCACGCGGACCCCGGCCAGUCAGCACACCCAUGUGACAUAUGUGGAGGUCCCGAGCAGGAGCACAGACUGAAAGUGUUGUUCCAAGUCCUGGAUGUGAACGGCGAUGGAGGCAUUUGUGUCAACGACCUGACAAUUGGGCUGAAGAAACUAGGAGUGCAUCGCACCGAACAUGAGCUCAUGAAAAUAGUGAAAGCAGGAGACAAAGACCUGGACGGACAGUUAGACUUUGAGGAGUUUGUUCAUUAUCUCCGGGACCAUGAGAAGAAACUGCGGCUGGUAUUCAAGAGUCUGGACAAGAAGAACGAUGGUCGGAUCGAUUUGCAAGAAAUCAUGCAGUCUCUGCGUGACCUGGGAGUGAACAUCUCUGAGGAGCAGGCUGAGAAGAUCCUCAAGAGUAUGGAUAAGAAUGGGACAAUGACCAUUGACUGGAGUGAGUGGCGGGAUUACCACCUCCUGCAUCCAGCGUGCAACAUUCCUGAGAUCAUCCUCUACUGGAAACACUCUACGAUCUUUGAUGUUGGGGAGAGUUUGUUGGUGCCUGACGAGUUCACGGCAGAGGAGAAGAAAACAGGAAUGUGGUGGCGACAUCUAGUGGCUGGAGGAGGAGCUGGUGCUGUGUCUCGAACCUGCACUGCACCACUGGACAGGCUCAAAGUCCUCAUGCAGGUUCACGCCUCCAAGAGCAACAACAUGCAUAUCACUGGAGGCUUUGUCCAGAUGAUCCGAGAGGGCGGCGUGAGGUCACUGUGGCGAGGCAAUGGUAUCAAUGUCAUCAAAAUUGCCCCCGAGUCUGCUAUUAAGUUCAUGGCAUAUGAACAGAUGAAACGAUUAAUUGGAAGUAACCAGGAGACGUUGGGCAUCGGCGAGAGACUGGUUGCAGGCUCUCUGGCUGGAGUAACCGCUCAGAGCAGCAUCUACCCCAUGGAGGUCUUGAAGACACGGUUAGCCCUGAGGAAGACGGGACAGUACUCGGGCAUCUUGGAUUGUGCCAAACAUAUCUUUCAGAAGGAGGGAGUGGCUGCUUUCUACAAGGGCUAUGUCCCCAACAUGCUGGGCAUCAUCCCCUAUGCUGGCAUAGACCUGGCUGUCUAUGAGACUCUGAAGAAUUCCUGGCUGCAGCGCUACGCCACCGACAGCGCUGAUCCUGGGGUGUUUGUGCUGCUGGCUUGUGGCACCACUUCCAGCACGUGUGGCCAGCUGGCUAGCUACCCGCUGGCCCUGGUCCGGACACGGAUGCAGGCGCAAGCUACCCUGGAGGGCGGCCCUCAGAUGACCAUGACCGCCUUGUUCAGACACAUCAUUAGGACCGAGGGGCCCAUGGGACUCUACCGUGGCCUGGCUCCCAACUUCAUGAAGGUCAUUCCAUCCGUCAGCAUCAGCUACGUGGUGUACGAGCACCUCAAGAUCACGCUGGGGGUCCAGUCAAAGUGAGGAGGGAGUUGGACGGAGGAGAUCCAGAUGCUUUUGUUGUUUUUUGCUUUUUCUUUUGAGCUGAAGCCUUCAUGUGUGUCGGCCUCUAUGACACAAACAACAUAAUGACAGUAAAUAUUUUGAAAUCAAUUAUGAAAUUCCAGGGUUUGAAGGAUAAUGUGAAAGGAUGUGAAUGAAGAGGAAUCGGAACAAAAAAGCAGAGAUGGAGGAAAGCUUGACUAAAGCAAUUUCUGUUUGUUUCACUUACUUAAAUAUGUCUCAAUCGAUG
Messenger RNA from Anoplopoma fimbria (sablefish), 2356 nucleotides. It is a transcript of the gene slc25a25b, whose product is annotated as solute carrier family 25 member 25b. Bases 511 to 2088 code for a protein of 525 amino acids. Gene Ontology annotation, cellular component: mitochondrial inner membrane. Gene Ontology annotation, molecular function: calcium ion binding; ATP transmembrane transporter activity. Lineage: Eukaryota; Metazoa; Chordata; Actinopteri; Perciformes; Anoplopomatidae. Gene Ontology annotation, biological process: transmembrane transport. The transcript is spliced from 10 exons. The record is from RefSeq and is a predicted model, not a curated record.